Molecule: messenger RNA, 974 nt
Organism: Vavraia culicis subsp. floridensis
Lineage: Eukaryota; Fungi; Microsporidia; Pleistophoridae
Exons: 1
Coding region: 224-745 (173 amino acids)
Source: RefSeq, a predicted model, not a curated record
ACCCCCCGUUCUGUUCGUAUUAUUUUCAUUUCCAUCACUCCCGCUACUCCUAUUCUUGCUGUCAACCAUAAUCUUUUUCCUACCACUUCUCUCUUCUUUGCUAGAACAGUCAAUCCCAACCAUAAAAAUUACCAGGGCUACGUAAAAGAGCAUAUCUACAAAAAUUUUUACCACGCCAGAAGCGCACAAAUGCCUACGUUACGUACCCCCUCAAAACAGAAAUAUGCUGCCAUCUCAAAACUACUUCACGCUAUUAAAUCUACCACACACCUUCUUCAUAGACAAGCAAAGACUUAAACACAAUUAUUACACGCAGGCCAAGCGUUAUCAUCCAUCAAUGAUGGGCGGCAGUGAGCACAUUUUUGUUGGGCUGAAGAAGGCCUACGAUACUUUGAACGAUGAUCUGCAGCGUGCACUUUAUUUGCACCGUGUACACGGCGCAAAUGCGAAUGGAAGCGAUACACAUGCAACAAACGUUGUAAAGAAGGGAGCAACUGACCGUACAGAUGAUGAGCAUCAGCACGGCAGUGAUACGAACAGGAAAGGUAUGAAUGAUUUAGCGCAUCUUUAUGAACUGUCUGAGCGACUCAGUACGAAUGAUGGGGAUGCUAAAAAGGAACUGGCCGAUCGUAUUGAUGAGUGCAAGAAAUUUUAUUAUGACCCGGUGUAUUUGGGGAGAUGGAAGUAUUACGAAAGGAUGAAGGAAAGGAUGAAAGAAAAAGAGAUUGAUGAUGCGGUGAGAUGAAAUUUAACGAUAAUAUAGUAAUUGAAUGAUGGUGUACGGCUUUGUACUACUUAUGGUACGUUUAUGGAAUAGUGCUAAUUAGAUGAGAAUGUAAAUGGAGUGGCGUGUUUGUUCAACGUUUUAACAAUGGAAAUGGUGUGGUGUGUGGUAUCACAAUGAUUAUUGGUGUAUGACCGUCAUAUUACCGAUUAAGCAGUACCACAACAAUUUAUAUUAAAUUGAUUCGUUC